Messenger RNA from Mycena citricolor, 1566 nucleotides. The record is from the annotation of a GenBank genome assembly. Lineage: Eukaryota; Fungi; Basidiomycota; Agaricomycetes; Agaricales; Mycenaceae.
AUGAUUUUUAAUCAAACUCGUUCCAUUACUUGCUCUUCUGCUCCGUGCACGGUCUAUGACCCAAUGGCCAACUACAACCGGACGCGACAUGCAGAGGACUUGCUAGAACGGAACGCCUCGAGCCCACCUUCGUUCGCGGUCCAUCUGCAUCCGGAGCACUGGACGCUCAACAAUGCGUCCAAGUUCUUGUACAAUAACCAGAUUUCGAGCCUUCUGGAUGACAUCAGAGCGCACCGGAUCCCGGUCGACUUUCUCGAAAUCUUCGACGCUCUCAAAGUGCCAUUCUACGAUGGCUGUCUGAUCGUCGAACUCCUGGAUUACCGGCCGCAACAAAAAGCGAAGGACACGCCGCUUGACAAGCCGGGAAAGACCCGAGUCGUGCUCCAUCCGAACGGAGAGACGCUUUUCGCGGACUUAUGCGCCUUGAAUCGGAAGCACGGCGCGACCUGGAGUGACCAGCAGGCGCUGGAGGUCGAAGCAAAGAUCGUCCAACUGACUGCGCCACCGCUCUGCCUUUCGCCGGAUCCGUUGCUCACACGCAUCGUCAACCACACACUGCGUGUAUCGACGCCAAUGGUGCCAACGUCUCUCAAGCGGAAGGCGGCGGCUCUGGAUCCCGAGGAAGACGAAAUUGAUAAGGCGCGCCGGACGAAGAUCAUGCAGUACAUGGCGCCUCGCCCUGGGCGGGGUAUCAGUCAGAACUAUAAGAUUCUAGACGUCAUCCAAAGGGCUCGUGCUAUGCAAGCUGCGAAACCGCCAACUCCUUCCGUGCCUCCUACCGAACCACCUCAUCCGUCACCUGUGUCGGUCGACAAGUUGAGAAAGCAAAACGGGACCCCGAUGUUUAUGAAUGGGUCGUCCAGCCUGAACCAAACACCGUCUCCGACACAUGUAUUCCCUGUACAAUCUGCCGAGGCAAAACGCGCGCCCACCCCACUGCAGCACCAGUUCUCUGUCACCCCUGCAGCCAGCUCCCCGCCCCAAUCUCAACCUCCACCGUCCCAUCCCGCUCCAGUACCCACCCCGAUACCCCACCCCCAAUCCCAAACUCCGGCCCAAACUCAACCGCAGGUGAAGGUGCAGGCUCAGCCCCAGGCGUUCCCCAACCCGGCGGCAAUCCAACCUCGCCCUCAAUCUGUGACGCCGAAUUUCGCUGGCGCGAACCAGUUUGCCGUUCCACCUGGCACGCGGAUGACCAAUGUAAACGGCCAGACGAAGCUCCCCCCGCCGAGUGGAGUGAUGAAAAAUGCCCAGUCGCAGCAGAUAUUCAUGGCUGCACAGCAAUUGCAACAGCAGAGAGCGGCUGCGCUGCAGGCCCAACAGCAGCAGCAGCAACAGCAGCAACAACAACCGAACGGUCGAUUGACACCGCGCCCGGCCCAGCCGAUGAAUCUGGGCAUGAAUAUGAACAUGAACGCUGCUGCAGCCGCGGCUGCGAUGGCCAACCGCGGCGCCAAUGGCGGUCUGCCCACCUUGAACCAACAACAGCGGAUCGUCGCUGCCCGGUCGCCCAUCCCCCCGGAAACCCGAAUCAGCCGCAGCAGAACGGCAACGGCCAGCAGCUGA